AUGCAACUCCAAUCCCACUCCACCCCACCUCUACCCCAGUCAGCCUCCACCCACCUCUACCCCAGCCCCACUCCACCCACCUCUACCCCAGUCAGCCUCCACCCACCUCUACCCCAGCCCCACUCCACCAACCUCUACCCCAGUCAGCCUCCACCCCACCUCUAUCCCAGCCCCACUCCACCAACCUCUACCCCACCCCACUCCACCCCACCUCUACCCCAGUCAGCCUCCACCCACCUCUACCCCAGCCCCACUCCACCCACCUCUACCCCAGUCAGCCUCCACCCACCUCUCCAGCCCCACUCCACCAACCUCUACCAGUCAGCCUCCACCCCACCUCUAUCCCAGCCCCACUCCACCAACCUCUACCCCAGUCAGCCUCCACCCACCUCUAUCCCACUCCACCAACCUCUACCCCAGUCAGCCUCCACCCACCUCUAUCCCACUCCACCAACCUCUACCCCAGUCAGCCUCCACCCACCUCUAUCCCACUCCACCAACCUCUACCCCAGUCAGCCUCCACCCACCUCUAUCCCACUCCACCAACCUCUACCCCAGCCCCACUCCACCCACCUCUACCCCACUAACAACACAGGCCAAUACAGUGGACCAACACAGUGGACCAGCACAGUGGACCAACACAGUGGACCAACACAGUGGACCAACACAGGCCAAUACAGUGGACCAGCACAGGCCAAUACAGUGGACCAGCACAGGCCAAUACAGUGGACCAACACAGUGGACCAACACAGUGGUCCAACACAGUGGACCUGCACAGGCCAACACAGUGGACCAACACAGGCCAAUACAGUGGACCAGCACAGGCCAAUACAGUGGACCAGCACAGGCCAAUACAGUGGACCAGCACAGGCCAAUACAGUGGACCAGCACAGGCCAAUACAGUGGACCAACACAGUGGACCAAUACAGUGGACCAACACAGUGGACCAACACAGUGGACCAAUACAGGCCAGCACAGUGGACCAACACAGUGGACCAGCACAGUGGACCAGCACAGUGGUCCAACACAGUGGUCCAACACAGUGGUCCAACACAGUGGUCCAACACAGUGGACCAAUACAGUGGACCAGCACAGUGGACCAACACAGUGGUCCAACACAGUGGACCAACACAGUGGACCAACACAGUGGACCAACACAGUGGACCAAUACAGGCCAAUACAGUGGUCCAACACAGUGGUCCAACACAGUGGUCCAACACAGUGGACCAGCACAGUGGUCCAACACAGUGGUCCAACACAGUGGUCCAACACAGUGGUCCAACACAGUGGAACAACACAGUGGUCCAACACAGUGGACCAAUACAGUGGACCAACACAGUGGACCAACACAGUGGACCAACACAGUGGACCAAUACAGGCCAGCACAGUGGACCAACACAGUGGACCAACACAGUGGUCCAACACAGUGGUCCAACACAGUGGUCCAACACAGUGGUCCAACACAGUGGUCCAACACAGUGGAACAACACAGUGGUCCAACACAGUGGAACAACACAGCAGACCAGCACAGUGGACCAGCACAGGCCAAUACAGUCGACCAGCACAGUGGACCAGCACAGUGGACCAGCACAGGCCAACACAGUGGACCAGCACAGUGGACCAGCACAGGCCAAUACAGUGGACCAGCACAGUGGACCAGCACAGUGGACCAGCACAGUGGACCAGCACAGUGGACCAAUACAGGCCAGCACAGUGGACCAGCACAGUGGACCAGCACAGUGGUCCAACACAGUGGUCCAACACAGUGGUCCAACACAGUGGUCCAACACAGUGGACCAAUACAGUGGACCAGCACAGUGGACCAACACAGUGGUCCAACACAGUGGACCAACACAGUGGACCAACACAGUGGACCAACACAGUGGACCAAUACAGGCCAAUACAGUGGUCCAACACAGUGGUCCAACACAGUGGUCCAACACAGUGGACCAGCACAGUGGUCCAACACAGUGGUCCAACACAGUGGUCCAACACAGUGGUCCAACACAGUGGUCCAACACAGUGGAACAACACAGUGGUCCAACACAGUGGACCAAUACAGUGGACCAACACAGUGGACCAACACAGUGGACCAACACAGUGGACCAAUACAGGCCAGCACAGUGGACCAACACAGUGGACCAACACAGUGGUCCAACACAGUGGUCCAACACAGUGGUCCAACACAGUGGAACAACACAGUGGAACAACACAGCAGACCAGCACAGUGGACCAGCACAGGCCAAUACAGUCGACCAGCACAGUGGACCAGCACAGUGGACCAGCACAGGCCAACACAGUGGACCAGCACAGUGGACCAGCACAGGCCAAUACAGUGGACCAGCACAGUGGACCAGCACAGUGGACCAGCACAGUGGACCAGCACAGUGGACCAGCACAGUGGACCAGCACAGGCCAACACAGUGGACCAGCACAGUGGACCAGCACAGUGGACCAGCACAGGCCAACACAGUGGACCAGCACAGUGGACCAACACAGUGGACCAGCACAGUGGACCAACACAGGCCAAUACAGUCGACCAGCACAGUGGACCAGCACAGUGGACCAGCACAGGCCAACACAGUGGACCAGCACAGUGGACUAGCACAGGCCAAUACAGUGGACCAGCACAGCGGACCAGCACAGUGGACCAGCACAGUGGACCAGCACAGUGGACCAGCACAGUGGACCAGCACAGUGGACCAACACAGUGGACCAGCACAGGCCAACACAGUGGACCAGCACAGUGGACCAGCACAGUGGACCAGCACAGGCCAACACAGUGGACCAGCACAGUGGACCAACACAGUGGACCAGCACAGUGGACCAACACAGUGGUCCAGCACAGUGGACCAACACAGUGGACCAACACAGUGGACCAGCACAGUGGUCCAACACAGUGGACCAGCACAGUGGACCAGCACAGUGGUCCAACACAGUGGACCAGCACAGUGGACCAGCACAGUGGUCCAACACAGUGGACCAGCACAGUGGUCCAACACAGUGGACCAACACAGUGGACCAGCACAGUGGACCAGCACAGUGGUCCAACACAGUGGACCAACACAGUGGUCCAACACAGUGGAACAACACAGUGGUCCAACACAGUGGACCAGCACAGGCCAAUACAGUGGACCAACACAGUGGACCAACACAGUGGUCCAGCACAGUGGACCAGCACAGGCCAGCACAGUGGUCCAACACAGUGGUCCAACACAUGUGAUAUUCAUUUGUCAGCCUUAA
This is a messenger RNA of Salmo salar (Atlantic salmon), 3243 nucleotides long. The record is from RefSeq and is a predicted model, not a curated record. Lineage: Eukaryota; Metazoa; Chordata; Actinopteri; Salmoniformes; Salmonidae.